Messenger RNA from Pollicipes pollicipes, 2049 nucleotides. Its product is annotated as leukocyte elastase inhibitor. The record is from RefSeq and is a predicted model, not a curated record. Lineage: Eukaryota; Metazoa; Arthropoda; Thecostraca; Pollicipedomorpha; Pollicipedidae. Gene Ontology annotation, molecular function: serine-type endopeptidase inhibitor activity. The transcript has 5 exons. Bases 1 to 2049 code for a protein of 682 amino acids.
AUGAUCCCGUCGCUGGCUUCCUCUCGGCGCUGGGGCUUGGCGCUGCUGCUGGCCAGCUACGUCGCCGUCUGGAGCUGCACGGCCAGCUCUGACCUGCUGCAGCUGCUGUCGCGCGCCCACUUCGACUUCACGUUGAACAUGUACGGCACGCUGGCCAACGUGACGGACGACCGGCAGCAGAACCUGCUGAUCUCGCCGUAUUCGGUGUUCUCGCUGCUGUCGAUGCUGUUCCUCGGCGCAGGCUCAGAGUCGCUGUCGUCGGCGCAGCUGCGCGCUGUCCUACGCUUCCACAACAUCAGCUACGCGAGCGUGCAGCGCGCCUUCAAGGAGGUGACGCAAGUGCUGGACAACCCCUACUACUACCGCCACUUCCAAGAGGAUGCCGACCUGCUGCUCACCAACGGGGUGACGCCGGCAGACGUCUACGCGCGCGCGCUCGACGAGUUCUACCGCCGCUCUGUCAACUAUCUCAACCUCGGAGCACCUUCGGCGCAGGAGGACCUGGCCACCUGGCUGAUGUCCGCCGCCGGAUCCGGCUCCGGCUCCGAUUCCGGCUCCGGCCCCGAUUCGCCCGUCGGCUCUGGCGUCCGCCAGCUGCCGGACCUGGAGGCGGCGUUGGCCGACAACCCCGUACUGCUGCUGGUCUCACGCGCUCACUUCCACGGCAGCUGGAUGCACCCGUUCGAUCCAGCGCGCACCUUCAGCAAGGGCCUCUUCUUCUCCAAGCCGUCGCAAAGGCUUACCAUGAUCCCGUCGCUGGCUUCCUCUCGGCGCUGGGGCUUGGCGCUGCUGCUGGCCAGCUACGUCGCCGUCUGGAGCUGCACGGCCAGCUCUGACCUGCUGCAGCUGCUGUCGCGCGCCCACUUCGACUUCACGUUGAACAUGUACGGCACGCUGGCCAACGUGACGGACGACCGGCAGCAGAACCUGCUGAUCUCGCCGUAUUCGGUGUUCUCGCUGCUGUCGAUGCUGUUCCUCGGCGCAGGCUCAGAGUCGCUGUCGUCGGCGCAGCUGCGCGCUGUCCUACGCUUCCACAACAUCAGCUACGCGAGCGUGCAGCGCGCCUUCAAGGAGGUGACGCAAGUGCUGGACAACCCCUACUACUACCGCCACUUCCAAGAGGAUGCCGACCUGCUGCUCACCAACGGGGUGACGCCGGCAGACGUCUACGCGCGCGCGCUCGACGAGUUCUACCGCCGCUCUGUCAACUAUCUCAACCUCGGAGCACCUUCGGCGCAGGAGGACCUGGCCACCUGGCUGAUGUCCGCCGCCGGAUCCGGCUCCGGCUCCGAUUCCGGCUCCGGCCCCGAUUCGCCCGUCGGCUCUGGCGUCCGCCAGCUGCCGGACCUGGAGGCGGCGUUGGCCGACAACCCCGUACUGCUGCUGGUCUCACGCGCUCACUUCCACGGCAGCUGGAUGCACCCGUUCGAUCCAGCGCGCACCUUCAGCAAGGGCCUCUUCUUCUCCAAGCCGUCGCAAAGGAUGGAGGUGCCCAUGAUGACGAGCAGGAUGCUGGUGCCACUCGGCUACAACAGCGACAUGGAGGCGCGCGUGCUAGAACUUCCGCUCAGCACCCGCCGCAUCUCCGUCUUCCUCUUGUUGCCGGACGACAUGGAGCACGGCCUGGCCCGGCUCGAGGCCAACCUCACCAUGGAUAACCUCCGCACGCUGCUUGCAACUCUCAAGGAGGUGAUAGUGAACGUGAAGCUGCCCCGGUUUCGGAUGGAGGGCUCCGGUGACCUCAGGAGGGUGCUGAGGACGCAGGGUCUGACGGACGUAUUUGACCCGGUUUCGUCCGACCUGACCGGUAUUGACCCUCAAGGUCGCGUACAUCCCGGACCGCUUCUGUACGCGGCGAGCCUGGUGCUGGACGAGACGGGCGACAGUGGCGACACCUCUGGCAGCCAGCAGAUGGCGCCGUCGGAGGACACGCGCAUCAGCGACAAGUACUUCGAGGUGGACCACCCGUUCCUGUUCCUCGUCUGGGACUACCACUCGGCCAUGGUGCUGCUGAUGGGCCGUGUGGUGCACCCGGAGCCGCUCUUCUAG